Poeciliopsis prolifica (blackstripe livebearer) is the source of this 2839-nucleotide messenger RNA. RefSeq names its product solute carrier family 1 member 7a (gene slc1a7a). The record is from RefSeq and is a predicted model, not a curated record. The transcript is spliced from 11 exons. Gene Ontology annotation, cellular component: plasma membrane. Gene Ontology annotation, molecular function: neutral L-amino acid transmembrane transporter activity; glutamate:sodium symporter activity; L-glutamate transmembrane transporter activity. Bases 408 to 2147 code for a protein of 579 amino acids. Gene Ontology annotation, biological process: L-glutamate transmembrane transport. Lineage: Eukaryota; Metazoa; Chordata; Actinopteri; Cyprinodontiformes; Poeciliidae.
UGAUGUGAAGUGCUGCAGGACGAAGCCCAGAGGGGGAGACGCCCAGAAACCUCCUGAACCGUUUCAUAUUUUUGGGAUCUUUAUUUAAUUCAUUCACUUUUUUUAAAUUACUGAAAUCCCUCUUGGUUUUUCAUUUGUUUUUGUUUUUUGUUUUGUUUUUUUUUUUGCUUUUUAAAGCCCACUUUUUCCUCAAUCACUCUGCCUCCCUCUAGUCGCCCCCCACCCUCUGCACACAGCCUCCGUUGCGUCCCCCCCCCUCCUCCCGCCACCCCGGUUUGCUGCGGCAGUUGACCCGACCGGACCUCCAUGGCUGAAUAACACAUUGAAGACGGGGGCUUGCUUCGGUGGUUUUCUCUGAGGGGUUGCUAAGUUGCGGUCGAGACCGUCGGUGGAGGCGGCGGAGGAGGAUGGCGCUGGCUGUGGAGGAAGUGUGGGGCAGAGUGAAGAACGUCUGCAAGCAGAACGGCCUGCUCAUCCUGUCCGUGCUGGCCGUGGUGAUCGGCUGCCUGCUGGGCUUCUUCCUCAGAGGCAAGCAGCUCUCCGAGCAGGAGGUGAAGUACUUCCAGUUUCCCGGCGAGCUGCUCAUGAGGAUGCUGAAAAUGCUAAUCUUGCCUCUUGUCGUUUCAAGUCUGAUGUCAGGUCUCGCCGCCCUGGACGCCAAGUGCUCAAGUCGCUUGGGCAUCAUGACCAUUUCCUACUACCUGUGGACCACCUUUGUUGCCGUGGUGGUGGGCAUCCUCAUGGUGUACAUCAUCCAUCCGGGCGGCGCCGCCCAGAAGGAGGACUCCGAGGACAGCAAGAAGCCCAUGACGAGUUCUGCCGAUGCGCUGCUGGACCUGAUCCGCAACAUGUUUCCAGCCAACUUGGUCCAAGCUACAUUUCAGCAGUAUCGGACGCAGAGGGUGGCCGAGCUGAUCCCCAAGCCCACGGUGGCCCAGCUACUGGACGAGACCACCACGCGGCGGGUCUACAUCUACGGCGUCCAGGACGACAACGGCACCGACAUCCAGAACUUCUCCUUGGACCUGACGCCGCCCCCCGACGUCAUCGUGAAGACGUCGCCCGGGACCAGCGAGGGCAUGAACGUUCUGGGGAUUGUUAUUUUCUCCGCAACUAUGGGAAUAAUGCUGGGAAGGAUGGGACCCAAUGGAAGCGCGUUGGUCAACUUUUGCCAGAGUUUGAAUGAAGCGGUUCUGAAGAUCGUUGCCAUCGUCAUUUGGUAUUUCCCCUUUGGCAUCGUCUUCCUCGUUGCCGGGAAGAUCUUGGAAAUGGACGACCCUUCGGCCAUGGGGAAGAAACUGGGCUUUUACGCCAUCACUGUGGUCAUGGGCUUGGUGCUCCAUGGCCUUUUCAUCCUCCCUGCCAUGUACUUUUUCAUCACUAAGAAGAGUCCCAUCGUGUACAUUAGAGGGAUCCUGCAGGCUCUGCUCAUCUCUCUCGCCACCUCCUCCAGCUCUGCCACUCUGCCUAUCACCUUCAAGUGCCUCCUAGAGAACAACCACAUCGACCGGCGCAUCAUCCGCUUCGUGCUGCCCGUCGGGGCCACCAUCAACAUGGACGGCACUGCUCUCUACGAGGCCGUGGCGGCCAUCUUCAUCGCCCAAGUGAAUAAUUACGAGCUCGACUUCGGGCAGAUUAUCACCAUCAGCAUCACCGCCACGGCCGCCAGCAUCGGCGCGGCCGGAAUCCCGCAGGCCGGACUCGUCACCAUGGUGAUCGUGUUGACCUCCGUGGGUCUACCCACCGAUGACAUCACUCUCAUCAUUGCUGUUGACUGGGCCUUGGAUCGAUUCAGGACCAUGGUCAACGUCAUGGGCGACGCUCUGGCCACCGGCAUCAUGGCUCACAUCUGCAGAAAGGAUUUCGUCAAGGAGGGAGAGCAGGUACCCCUGAUCUGUGAAACCAAACCCAUGAUAAGCAUCCAGCAGAUGAUGACGUACCAGAACCAAAAGAACGGCUGCUACCAGCCGCCGCCCGGCAGCCGGCAGGACCACAUGUCCCCGGACGUGGCCCGCCUGAUCCAGCUGGAGGAGGGCAUCCGGCCGGUGGAGAAGAAGAAGCAUGGCCACGGCCCGCACCACAAGCGAGAGCACAGAGACAAGGACCACUGUUCUGUGGACAUGAACGGACUGGAGACCAACGUCUGAGAGGACCGGGCCGGGCCAGACCGACCUGCUUUGGAGCUCCGGUUCCGACAGACAAAAGCAGAGGGGAAGGCUUCGCGUUCCCACCGAGACUGGAGCCAAGACUGGAACCAGAGGGAAAAUUUUAAAUUAACAGACUUCUUUUCUUCUUUUUUUUUUUCUUCCUUUUUUUACAUAACCUGUAUAAUGACCCACAUUAUAUUCUUGAUGUUUAUGUGUAAAUAUUUAUCAGAGAUGUCAUAUUUAGCAGCAGCAGCGACAGCGUGCUGCGAGACUCACAAACCGCAGAUGAAUAAAGCAACAACAACAAAGCAAAGCAGAGGAAAGUUGUCAGAUAAUAAUGAAAAGCCUCUGGAUCAUUCUGUGGACUUCAACCCAAAAAUACAAAAAAAAAGAGAAAAAAAAAAGCAUCACUUCAUAGAUAUUUUUAUUUAUUAUGUAUUUGGAAUGUUUUAGCAUAAUAAUAACCGGAUUUUAUAUAUUUCUUUUAUUCUGUUGGCGGCCGCAAUGGGAAAUGUUUUCUCGUUAAAGACGAUGUCAUUAAACAUGCAAGCAAAGAAAAAAAUGUAUUUCCCAAUGAUUUACCAGCAGGUGUGGCAGAGUGACGUAUCUAACAAAGAAGCAAAAACAGAACUUUUGGCUCAAAUUAAGAAGGCUUAAUUAAGUUUAAAUAGCAUGCAUAUAUGGGAAUAGUU